Messenger RNA from Elephantulus edwardii (Cape elephant shrew), 744 nucleotides. It is a transcript of the gene NIPSNAP3A, whose product is annotated as nipsnap homolog 3A (C. elegans). The record is from RefSeq and is a predicted model, not a curated record. Bases 1 to 744 code for a protein of 247 amino acids. Gene Ontology annotation, cellular component: mitochondrion. The transcript is spliced from 6 exons. Lineage: Eukaryota; Metazoa; Chordata; Mammalia; Macroscelidea; Macroscelididae.
AUGCUCGGCCUCAGAAGCGGCCUGACGAAGGCUUUGGCCGCAAGGUCGCUCGCGCCUCAGAUGUGUUCAUCUUUUGCUACUGGCCCCAGACAGUUUGAUGGCACAUUAUAUGAAAUUCGUAGUUACUACAUUAAACCCUCAAAGAUGAAUGAGUUCCUGGAAAAUAUUAAUAAAAAUAUUCAUAUUCGGACAGCUCACUCUGAACUGAUUGGAUUCUGGAAAGUAGAAUUUGGAGGCAAAGUGAACAAAGUGUUUCAUAUUUGGAAGUAUGAUAAUUUUGCUCAUCGAACUAAAGUUCGAAAAGCCUUGGCCGAAGAUAAAGAAUGGCAAGAAAAAUUCCUCAUUCCAAAUUUGUUUCACGUAGAUGAACAAGAGUUUGAGAUUGCUUACCUGGUACCCUGGUGCAAAAUAGAAAAGCCUCCAAAGGAAGGAGUCUAUGAACUGGUCACUUUUCAGAUGAAGCCCGGUGGCCCAGCUUUGUGGGGUGAGGCGUUUCAAAGGGCAAUCAAUUCCCAUGUCAAUCUAAACUACAACAAACUAAUUGGAGUUUUCCACACAGAAUAUGGACUGCUGAACAGAGUGCAUGUUCUUUGGUGGAAUGAGAGUCUGGAUAGUCGUGCAGCUGGGAGACAUCAGUCUCAUGAGGACCCCAGAGUUGUGGCAGCUGUUCGGGAAAGUGCCAGCUACCUGGUAUCGCAGGAGAAUAUGCUUAUGACUCCUUUACCUUUUUCACCAUUGAAAUAG